GUUUAUUAGAAAGGCUCGUGCGUAAACGCGGCGCAGUGAGAGGCGCGAGAGAGCGCGGAUCCUGCGCAAAGCGUGCGCACGGUUAGACCGCUCGAGACGCGGCCGUCCAGCAGUGAGCGCGUCACGCGCGCGACGCUGUGGAGGGGCAGACCAGUGGUGUGUGUCUCUGCAGGUCGUCAUGGUGACCGCCGCCUCCCGUGCACAGGUACUGUCCCUGUACAGACGUGUGCUGCGCAUCGGCCGCAGCUGGAGAGCGCAGAGCGAGCACGAGACGGAGAAAGAGAGGAAAUACAUCAGUGAGGAGGCACGAAACCUGUUCAGACAAAACCAGCAGCUGACUGACCAAGAGUCGAUCCAGAGGUGUAUAUCUGAAUGUGAAGCGCGAAUAGAAAUCGGACUUCACUACAGGAACCCGUAUCCCAGACCUCUGUAUCUUCCUCCAAUGGGUUUGGCCACUCAAAAAGGCAGGAAGCUGAGAGCCCAGCAGAGACUGAGGAAACAAGCCAAGCCUGUUUAUUUACAGUCACACGAUGAGACGUAACACACACACACACACACACACACACACACGUGCACAAAUUCUGUACUGAAUUUACUUGAUUUAAAUAUGUGCAUCAUUUCCAUGUUAAUAAAAAAACCUAAUUUAAUCACAAAGUUGAUGAAAGUGGGACUGAGUAAGUGUAAAGUGUAAAGUGUAAAAUUGUAAAGGUAUUAGAGCUGGAAUAAUCAUUUCUAUUAAAGUAAUCUUCACGUCUCCUCCAGGCAUGAAAAUGUAAAUGUGACACUUUUAAACCGUGUGAGCAGCUCAGCUGAAAGCAGAGUGACUGCACACGUCACAGCUGCCCUGUAGUCGGGUUACUGUAACACACUGAGGGGCUAAAGUAUAGAUGAGAUUUUCAACCUUAUUACAUAAAUAUAUACAGUCAUGCGCACCAGUUUGAACCACCCCUGGCAAAGUAUUGACUUUCAUUGGAUUUUAUAAGUGAAAUUAAAUGAACACGUCCUCUACAUCGGCUCAAAAAGAAGGUCCGGCCCGAUGUUUCCAAAUCAACAUCAUACUGAUGAAGAUGUGACAGUAGUAGAUAAUUCACUCACGUCCUCAGAAGACGCUCCCUCCCCAAGAUUAGCCGGAGAUCUCUUUGAAUUAUCAGAUUAAUCAGAUUCAGCGGAACGAAGCACAACCCAUGUUAAAAAUGUGGGUGCAAUUACACAUUUCCACCAGGGAGGUCUCCAAAUCCCCCAAACUUACACAGAGCAGCUUUAAAUACAUUUUUACAGAUAAAUGUUCAUCUCCUGUUUUACCCCGCCGUGUGAAGAAUAUGUGACAUCAUUUAAACUAGUGGGGAAGCAAAGUUCAAAGACUGGUCCUUUGUUUAAAUUAAACAUUGAUGACUUCAUUGACCGCAUGUCCAUCCUGUCACACAAUCAGCCUCAUUUUUCCAGUAUUAACGGCAAAGUCAUGUGAUUCACUGCUGAAAACAUGAUGUUAGAAGGCGUAUCCAGGAUUACAGGCAGUGUGGCAGCCAGAUUAGGUCUGAAAUAUUCCACCCUGUGAAUCAAAUGUAUAUUAUCAACACUAUGACUGCCUUCGGCCUCGUGUUAUGUCGAAAUGAUGUAUAAUAGUUCUCGCCUCUGUAUGUUCUGACACGGCUGAAGUAUGAUGUAAGAUUUAUUUAUUGCUUGUGUAAUAAAGUUAAAUAUGUAAUGAUCCAAA
Molecule: messenger RNA, 1714 nt
Organism: Pygocentrus nattereri (red-bellied piranha)
Lineage: Eukaryota; Metazoa; Chordata; Actinopteri; Characiformes; Serrasalmidae
Gene: lyrm1
Product: LYR motif containing 1
Exons: 5
Coding region: 179-541 (120 amino acids)
Cellular component (GO): mitochondrion
Source: RefSeq, a predicted model, not a curated record